Molecule: messenger RNA, 869 nt
Organism: Drosophila arizonae
Lineage: Eukaryota; Metazoa; Arthropoda; Insecta; Diptera; Drosophilidae
Product: serine protease 1 pseudogene
Source: RefSeq, a predicted model, not a curated record
UGCAAGUAUUUUUACAUUCAAAUUAAGUAUGAAAGUUUUCGCUCAAAUUCUUUUGCUGGCUUUGGCCUGCGCCACUGCAAUCGGCAAUCGGACGACCUCAACGGAUGAGGAGCAUAAUCCCAGCAAUAUUAUUGCCAAUGGCUAUGCAGCCUACCAAGGAAAAGCGCCCUACAUUGUCAGCCUGCUAUUGGAAAACUACGACGGAACUCAAGUUGGAAUUUGCAGUGGCGUAAUCAUAUCUAUUUUUGUGCUAACUGCCGCCCAGUGCCUAAGCACGGACGUUGUGGAGGUUCACCUGGGUGCCAUUUCCCGAGGCAAUGGUCAAUAUCAUUUUAAAGUUUACGAAUAUGAUUUCAUUCGUCACGAGAACUGGCCGUCCAUGGGCUAUGACAUCGGACUGAUUCGCAUUCCCUACGUGGAAUUCUCAGCAACCGUAAACCAGAUAAAUCUGCCAAGACUUAGUCAAAAGAACGAACGCUUUGAGAACAGGUGGGCAGUUGCCUGUGGCUGGGGAGAACUUGCCAAUGGUCAAAUUGCCGAUAGGCUGCAGUGUGUCGAUCUACAAAUCAUGACUAAUAACGAGUGCCAUGAGAGCUAUGGCGUUCUGCCACCGAACGUAGUGUGUGCCAGAAGCACAGGCGGAAAGUCCACAUGUAGGGGUGACACCGGCGGCCCACUGGUAGCCCAUGACGAGCCCGUUUUGGUGGGCAUAACAUCUUUCGGUUCGGCUGAUGGCUGCACGUUCGGAAAACCAGCUGGCUUUACCCGUGUUACCUCCCACUUAGAUUGGAUACAAUCUAACACGGGAAUUUAUUACGAAUAAUGUAUGAGUCUUUGAAAAUAAUAAAAGAGCAUUCAUAAGAGCAAAA